Molecule: messenger RNA, 726 nt
Organism: Cryphonectria parasitica EP155
Lineage: Eukaryota; Fungi; Ascomycota; Sordariomycetes; Diaporthales; Cryphonectriaceae
Exons: 2
Coding region: 1-726 (241 amino acids)
Source: RefSeq, a predicted model, not a curated record
AUGGCAGUUCCGGAAUACAAACUCGGCACGCUUACCCAGAUCAUAUACUUGAGCAUCUCGACAGAGCACCAGAUCAGCGAUGUCAAGACCCCGGCUGGCCGCCAGUGGUCAAGAGCACUGGACCUGGUGCAAAGCUGCGAAGGGCUUGACAAAUUGUAUUGGGGCCGGCGGUAUGAAGAGCCCGAAAAGUUGCAACUCCAUAUAGUCUGGAGGAAUUAUCAGCAUAGCGACGCAUUUAUGGAAAUCCACUUUAACACUUUCCGCUCACUUGUCAAGGACAUGGGCGUCGACAUUGAUGACGAAAACAACGGCAUCCAGGCCCGCCACGUCACGUUACAGCACCAAGCCUUGGAUGAUCCUUUCGGCCCUUCCUUGCUGGGCCACCCCAUCGGAACAGCAAUCUAUAAAGGCACCGACGCGUCCUGGCACGAGGGGGCCUGGCCGCUGUGGACACACGUGGUGAGAACCGUCGACGGCUGCCGUGGCAUCGCGGGAGGCAGCGUGCGAGAGCCUGUGGAAGGGGUCAAGGGUAGCUAUGUGGUCUAUGUCGCGUGGGAGACGGUCAAGUAUCACGAUGACUACCACCACUCUGAACAUUUUCGAAGGCACCAGGUGAUCCUGGGGAUUGGCCAUCAGGGCUGGACCGAGUAUGGGCACGUCGUGUUUGCGGAGAUACGGAACGGCAAUGGAAAGAAAAUUGGAAAUGGAAAUGCCAAUCGACUGUGA